AUGGAAGUUGCGGACGUGAUAAGCAUAACAAAACCUAUCCCCAGAUCAGACUUGGGUGAUGUCAGCGACUUUGACGACUUUGACGAGAACGAGGAUAUUGAAAUUUCCGAUGUCGAGAUGGAUGAACAACAAGGCCAACAUCAGAGACAACAACAGAGACAACAACGCAAUCUUGCACAGAAUGCUAUUGUAACGCCAGGUGAGUUGAUUACUGAGGAUCCGAUGUGGAUGAAAGGUCACGGGACAUAUUUUAUAAACGACAAGACAUAUUCCUCUGUGGUAGGUAACAUCCUGCGAGUCAAUAGGUUGCUCUCGGUGAACCCAAUCCGUGGGAAGUACCAACCUGAGACUGGUGACCACGUUGUUGGUAGAAUUACCGAGGUGGCAAAUAAGAGGUGGAAGGUCGAUAUUGGCACAAAGCAAGAUGCAGUAUUGAUGCUUGGAUCAGUCAAUUUGCCAGGUGGGAUUUUGCGACGCAAAUCUGAAUCCGAUGAGCUUCAAAUGAGAAAUUUUCUUAAGGAGGGCGACUUGUUGAACUGCGAAGUGCAGACUAUAUUCAAUAAUGGUAUUGCAUCUUUGCAUACUCGUUCCUUGAAAUAUGAGAAAUUGCGAAAUGGAAUUUUCUUGAAAAUCCCUAGUUCAUUAGUGAUCAAAUCCAAGAACCAUAGCUACGACUUACCAGGAAAUGUGUCGGUUAUUUUAGGUGUCAAUGGCUACAUUUGGCUUUAUAAGACGAAAGCAAGCGUCUUUAGUGCAAACACAAGCGCAAAGAAUCAAGGUUCCACCACCGUGAAUCCCAAUGGGUCCAAAAUAACACAAGGAGUUAAGGACUAUACACCAGGACUGGGCUCUGUUUCCAUAACAAGGCUAGAAGAAGAGAGUUCGUGGGAGAUUUAUAGUGAUAAGAACGACGAAAUAAGCACAUUGAUUAGAAACAAUAUUGCUCGUUACUACAAUGUCAUUAAAGCCUUGGCAUAUGGCGAGCUAGGGAUUACCGAGCAAAGAAUCAUCAUGGGGUAUGAGGCAAGCUUAUCAUUUGCUAAUGUUGGUAGUUUGGUUGAUCGGGAAUCGAUGGAACUGUUGUGUCGUGAGGUGCUAAACAGCGAGAAAAUGAGAGGCCAAUAA
This is a messenger RNA of Lodderomyces elongisporus, 1125 nucleotides long. It is a transcript of the gene RRP4, whose product is annotated as exosome non-catalytic core subunit. The transcript has a single exon. Gene Ontology annotation, molecular function: RNA binding. The record is from RefSeq and is a predicted model, not a curated record. Gene Ontology annotation, cellular component: nuclear exosome (RNase complex); cytoplasmic exosome (RNase complex). NCBI's taxonomy places the organism in Eukaryota, Fungi, Ascomycota, Pichiomycetes, Serinales, Debaryomycetaceae. The coding region runs from base 1 to 1125 and encodes 374 amino acids. Gene Ontology annotation, biological process: U4 snRNA 3'-end processing; TRAMP-dependent tRNA surveillance pathway; CUT catabolic process.